UUCAUUUGCUUACAGAUCUAUGUCGGAUCAGGCUGAAGAACGGAGACCCAUUGAUGAAGACAUUCAACAUCCAACCCCUUCAAGGAAACAGGAAGAUGAAGAGAAAGAUGACAAAAAUGUACGAUUCGAACCACGUUUAAAAAACGUUCAACCAGUACAUAGUAAUAAGAACAAAGAUUUAAUUGCACCAAUACUAAAUACGAAGCUUUAUAAAAGGAGAUGGUGGAUUUUAUUUGUAUUCUCAGCAUUAACUCUACUUCAAAGUUUUGUAGGGAUAACCUGGAUAACAAUACAACAAUCUGCAAAAGAUGUGUUUAGUUGGAAAGAUUCGAAUUUAAUAAUAUUGACCCAUUGCAAAACCAUUGCAUUUGUCAUUUUUGGUAUUCCUGCUUGUUGUUUUCUCAAACGAAUAGGAAUUAGAAAUAAUGUAUUACUUGCUAAUACUUUUUUGUUUACUGGAAUUGGCAUUCGAUGUGCCAUGCAAAAUAUACAAAUUGCUAAACUAUUAAUUUACAUCUCUCAAAUACUCGUAGGAACAGCGGGAGUAGUGAUAACUGGUUCAUCAAGUCUUGUAUCUUCCAUAUGGUUUCCCGUUAAACAACGAACUACAAUUACAACAAUAUUCAAUUUGUGUAAUUAUGUAGGAAUUUAUUUAGGUUUCCUUAUUGGGCCAAUUGUCAUCGACCUGUCUACUUUGUCACCGUGUCGAGAUGCAAAGUAUAGUUUAAUUAUCAUCAAAUAUUUUGGAACGAGAUACAGUAGAUCCCUCCUAUAA
This is a messenger RNA of Centruroides sculpturatus (bark scorpion), 775 nucleotides long. RefSeq names its product disrupted in renal carcinoma protein 2 homolog. The transcript has 5 exons. Gene Ontology annotation, cellular component: membrane; intracellular membrane-bounded organelle. Bases 20 to 775 code for a protein of 251 amino acids. The record is from RefSeq and is a predicted model, not a curated record. NCBI's taxonomy places the organism in Eukaryota, Metazoa, Arthropoda, Arachnida, Scorpiones, Buthidae.